Molecule: messenger RNA, 1002 nt
Organism: Drosophila subpulchrella
Lineage: Eukaryota; Metazoa; Arthropoda; Insecta; Diptera; Drosophilidae
Product: trypsin alpha-3
Exons: 2
Coding region: 59-973 (304 amino acids)
Biological process (GO): proteolysis
Molecular function (GO): serine-type endopeptidase activity
Source: RefSeq, a predicted model, not a curated record
UCCGAGAAGGCCUCUUCAGUGAGUUUUGUGCGCUCCGUUUCUUCUCACCUGAUCAGCAAUGACUCGGAGCUGGCUCCUGGUCUGCACCUGCCUUCUUGUCUGGCUCCUCUGCUGCCAGGCGGCAAGAAACGCUUUUCCAGAGGAUCAACAGCAGCCGCGUAUCAUCAAUGGGACCGUGGCCAGGGUGGACGAGGCGCGCCACCUGGUCUCCAUCCGUCUCCUUCGGCACGACAACAACUUUGGCAGUGGCCACAUCUGUGGUGGGGCGCUGAUCGCGCCCAGCAAGGUCCUGACGGCCGCCCACUGCCUGUACAACAAUCAGAGGAAACGCUUUCGCCGGGCCAGCGAGUUCAUCGUGGUCCUGGGCACGCUAAAUCGCUUCGAGCGGCGCAACGGGACCAUCGUGUCCCAGGUGACCUCGAUGGCGUACAUGCACACCUUCAGCCCAGACUCCAUGCGCGACGACGUGGGUAUCCUCUUCCUGCGCACCGGACUGCCGCUGCCCCCAGCCGGUGUACACCUCACAGUGGCCCCCAUCCAGCUGGCGGGUCAGGUCACACCGCCCGGCAGGAUGUGCCAGGUGGCCGGCUGGGGACGCACGGAGCAAAGCUCCCUGUCCAACAUCCUGCUAACGGCCAACGUGAGCACUAUCCGGCACCAGACCUGCCGGAUGAUCUAUAGUUCCGGUUUGCUGCCCGGGAUGAUGUGCGCCGGCCGGUUACAGGGCGGUACCGAUUCCUGCCAGGGCGACUCCGGCGGUCCGCUGGUCCACGAGGGACGGCUGGUGGGAGUGGUUUCCUGGGGCUACGGAUGUGCGGAGCCGGGCUUGCCGGGCGUCUACGUGGACGUUGAGUACUACCGCCAGUGGAUAGAGGAACGCAGUGGGGCACUCCCGCACUCCAGGACUGACCCCCAGAUGCUCCUGCUCCUGCUCCUGCUCCCACUGCUGCUGCGCUACGUUUUAGUUAUAUAGAACUCGCUGAUUUCUGGAUUACCUUGUAA